Cherax quadricarinatus is the source of this 1927-nucleotide messenger RNA. The record is from RefSeq and is a predicted model, not a curated record. NCBI's taxonomy places the organism in Eukaryota, Metazoa, Arthropoda, Malacostraca, Decapoda, Parastacidae.
UAUAAUUUCAGGUGCUGAUGUGAUGGGUGCAAGAACAGAUUCUGGUUGAUGACUCAAAUGAAUGACAAGCAACAUGGAUGCUGCUCGCAGAAAUCAGGACAUUCGGAAGAUGCUGAACCCAGACUCCCGGUCUCUCAUGGGAUUGAGCGAGGAGGAGCUGCUCAUCCGGGCACGAGAGGAACGUGCAACAAUAGUUGGGCGAUACAACCUUGGCCGCGAAGAAGGAGCGGUCAUAGACCCUUGGGAAGAUCCAGAGUUCGAGGUUUAUCAUUCCACAGACAGAUAUGGAUUUAUACAUGACACAAGAUUACCCCAGUCUCGUUCAAAGGAAGAGGAAAAGAGGCUGGAAAUAGAGCUCUCUCGGAUCCCCAAGUGGCUAAAGAUGAUUAAAAGCUGGGAUAAGUAUUGGGACAAGGACAAAUUCAUCAAAAGAAUAUACAAAGGGAUUCCGGAUAGAUUUCGGGGAGUUGUUUGGGCAAAAUUACUCCUUUUGGAACAAAUAAAAGAAGAACAAAGAGGAAAAUACGAGGAAAUGAGGAGACUCGGAUGCAAGUGGUCUACAGAUGUGCGACAAAUUGAUUUGGAUGUAAAUAGAACUUACAGGGACCAUACUAUGUUUCGUAAAAGAUAUGAUGAGAAGCAACAACAGCUUUUUCAUGUUCUUGUUGCAUACUCUAUGUACAACCAAGAAGUGGGCUACUGCCAGGGAAUGUCCCAGAUUGCUGCUUUGUUACUUAUGUACCUGAAUGAAGAGGAUGCUUUCUGGGCACUUUCAGCCCUCAUGUCCUCACCUAAAUAUGCUAUGCACGGCUUCUUCAUACCUGGCUUUCCAAAACUUUUGAGAUAUCAGCAGCACCAUGACAAAAUACUCGAAAAAUUUCUUCCAAAGCUCAAAAAGCACUUGGAGAGGAAUUGUAUAGACUCUGGGCUCUAUACUCUCAAGUGGUUCUUUCAAUGUUUUCUUGAUAGGGUUCCGUUCACAUUAACUUUGCGACUAUGGGAUGUCUUUUUGAUGGAAGGAGAACGCCUCCUGAUUGCCUUCGCCUACACUAUCCUCAAGCUGCAUCGCCGACAAAUUGCCCGCCUGGACAUGGACCAGAUUUUAGAUUAUCUGCAGAAAAAGUUGGAGAAGAAUUUUGGUUAUGAAGAUGACUAUGUAAUAGAAAGUUUGGAGAAAGCGAUGGAAGAGUUGAAGAAAGCCAAAUUAGAUCAUCCUGGAGCCCCACCUGACUUGGAAUUACCCCAGCAACCAUUUGGAUUGUUCAUAGAGCCUACAAUUGAGAAGGAAUCGGGGAUUCGUCGGGAUUUCACAGAUGAGGAGCGAAUGAUCACUGAGAAAUUGAUGAAGAGGACAGAAACCAUUGGACUCAAUGGGUCACAUCUCUCUGUUGACCGCGGUUAGUCAAAGUAUUCAGCACUUUCAGAGUUCUUUCUUUGUAUCUUCCUUGUUGUGUUGAAUCCCUUAUAGACAUUUAUGCUUCUUUAAUUUUCUUCCUUUAAAAGAGAUUUAGCCGAAUGUGUUCAUCAUUUGCUACAGUAUGUCAGAAACAAUUGCAGUCCUCAGUAUUUCUUUGUUCAUUUCUUAUUAAUGUAUCUUGGUCACCAAGCAAUUUAAUAAUGUUCCUAUCUUAGGCUGUCAGCAUGAUUUUUGUUCUUAUUUACAGCAUUCCAGAUGAAUUUUCAGUCAUGUCAUUUAGAUAAGCAUUUAGUAAGCAUUGUUAAUCCUUUACUAAUACUAGUGUAUUACAUUGCAAUAAUAAGAUAGUUGAGUAUUCAGGACCUUCUGUUUAUCUAGUUUUCAGCCAUACUUACAAAGAUUUUGUUUCAGUUUCUUUAUAAACAAACACAAAAGCUUAAUUAACACCAGCCAGUGGCACAAAGAAACCCACACAAAGGUAAUAGAACAAUUUAAAUGAGUACUGUAUAU